Letharia columbiana is the source of this 1419-nucleotide messenger RNA. RefSeq lists its product as uncharacterized. The record is from RefSeq and is a predicted model, not a curated record. Gene Ontology annotation, biological process: lipid metabolic process. The transcript has a single exon. Gene Ontology annotation, molecular function: phosphoric diester hydrolase activity. NCBI's taxonomy places the organism in Eukaryota, Fungi, Ascomycota, Lecanoromycetes, Lecanorales, Parmeliaceae. Bases 1 to 1419 code for a protein of 472 amino acids.
AUGGCAUCCCCGCUCCUAACGGUUCGCAAUCUCACAUCAACCCCGAUAAAUCUCAAGCACUACGAGAUACAGGACUUGAAACACACGCUAGGCGGUGGAGGGUACAUUUCAAAGAUCACCAGCGUGUGGAGUACACCUGUAAAUGCUAAGCAACCGGUCACCAAUUUGCAGGAUGUCUCAUUGCUCCUCGAGCCUUCCACAUUACGCAAAGCGGAUAUCAGACCUGCUAAUAUCCCUCAUGAAACCUUGUGCUUGUUUUUCGAGAUCGAAGGGGAAAUGUACCAGACCAACAUAAUCCAUCCGACAUGUCAUUCCCAGCUCUUGAUGCCAAUAACUACCAAUCCGCACUUCAGCCAUACCACUGUCUACCAUCCCGAAUAUCAUCACCUCGCAAUUUUUUAUCGCAGCAAUCUUCCCACUUGGAUGAAGACCCUUGAGAGUGAAACGCCGCUUUCCGCUCUUUCUAUCCCAGGCACCCAUAACUCUCCUACGUACCAUCGCGCUCUGCCAUCUGUUCGCUGCCAGGUAGCGCCAGUCCGCGAACAGUUACAACAAGGAGUGCGCUUUCUUGAUAUCCGCGUUCAGCCUGACGGUCCUCUUGACCCAAGCAAUGAUAAACUCAACCUGGUUCAUGGCGUUUUCCCCAUCUCCUUGAGUGGCCCAAAGCACUUUCGGACUAUGUUGAACGAAGUCCUUGCUUUCUUAGCCCAAAAUCCGAGCGAGACGGUCAUAAUGUCCGUCAAGCGUGAAGGUCCUGGUAACGCCACCGAUUCUCAGCUCAGUCGUAUCUUGCGAGACCACUACGCAGGAGACGUCAACCGCUGGUUCACGGCUCCUCGCGUUCCCACUCUGGGCGAAGCAAGAGGCAAGAUCGUGCUGAUUCGCCGAUUCACGCUCGAAGAGAGGCUGAAGAAUGAAUGGGGUGGGGCUGGCUGGUGCAUCAACGGCGAUACAUGGGCAGACAACACUCCGAAUUCCCUCUGCCCCAGUGGCGAUCUCUGCAUUCAAGAUUUCUAUGAGGUGCUGGAGAGCGAGAACAUCGGAAAGAAGAUUCAAUACUCCAUUGACCAUCUGAGAAGGGCAUCAGAAUGCGUCUGCCCUUCACCAGGCUCAGACGCCAAGCUGCCGUUUUACAUCAACUUUCUCACAGCAAGUAAUUUCUGGAAAGUCGGCUGCUGGCCUGAUAGGAUUGCGGCAAAGUUGAAUCCUGCGAUUGUCGAUUAUCUGUGUACGAAACACAAUGUAUCGGACGGCUCGGAGGAGAAGCCUGUUGGAGAUGGAAGUACUGGCAUUGUAGUAUGCGACUGGGUUGGACAGGAUGGAAAUUGGGAUAUUGUGAGGUGCAUCGUGGGCAUGAAUGCCAGAUUUGAAGCCAAAGGGCAACCCGUAAGGCAGGAGCAUGGUCAUGAUGAGCUUUGA